This is a messenger RNA of Helianthus annuus (common sunflower), 1785 nucleotides long. RefSeq lists its product as uncharacterized. Gene Ontology annotation, molecular function: metal ion binding. Lineage: Eukaryota; Viridiplantae; Streptophyta; Magnoliopsida; Asterales; Asteraceae. The transcript has 7 exons. The record is from RefSeq and is a predicted model, not a curated record. Bases 1 to 1785 code for a protein of 594 amino acids. Gene Ontology annotation, biological process: defense response.
AUGAUAAGAAUAAGAAUUAUAGUUGAAUAUUACCCGGCAUUGGUCCUUGAAACAAGUUCUCUUGGAAAGAUGGACAACCUAAAAUAUCUAUGGCUGAAAGAUGUGAAAUUCACCGGGCCCUACAAUGUUUUUCCAGAGUUAAGAUUGUUGUCUUGGCUUGGAUGUCCUUUGAAAACAAUUCCCCCUGGGCUUUUGAUGAGCAGCUUGGUGGCUUUAGAUAUGAGUAAUGGACACUUGGAAAAGUUUGACUCACCCAUGGUUCUCGACUCACUCAAGAUACUAAAUCUUGAAAGUUGUUGUAAACUUGUCGGCGUCUACAAUCUUUACAAACUCCCUAAACUUGCGUGUUUGUACCUUCACAACUGUAGCAGUCUGACUCAUCUUUGUAAAUCCAUAGGAGACCUUGAGAGUCUUGGGAUAUUGGAUUUAACAGGGUGCACCAAGCUAUGGAAGGCUUCAUCAAAUUUCUGUAUCGGAUUUGUUAAUCAAUUGCAAAGGCUAAAAUCUUUACAGAUUGGUAGAUUUCAAGCACAACCUUUGUUUUCCUUGCCCUGGUCGUUACAAUAUUUGCAUCUUGAUUUCUGUGACCUUGGGUAUAACAAUGAUUUGAAUGUGCUAUUCCAUCCUGAAUCAUUAUUUUGCUUGACAUUAAGGUGUAAUCCAUUUGAACGUCUUCCUAGUAACUUUAACCUUAACAUGCUUCGAGUACUCUCCUUGUCUUUAUGCCAAAACCUGAAGUCUCUCCCAUGUAUCCCAAAAACGCUAGAAGAGUUAAAUAUAGAUUGGUGUAUAUCGUUGGAUCGAGUAACAUUCCAGUCAGGUCUUUUCAGUCUGCAGAGGUUUUCUUAUGAAGGUUGUUUCCAACUGUCUGAAGUCGAAGGCCUUUUUAAACUAGUGCCUAUAGAAAAAAUUGAUGAAGCGGAUCUGGGUCACAUGCGUUGGAUCAAAGCAUAUCAAGAUUAUAAAGUGGACCUCGUCGGUGAUGAAAUUACCAAAAGAAGAGAUUGGCGUAUGCAGUGGCGGACCCAGGAAUUUUUUCAUGGGGUGCGAAAUAUUCUUAAAGAUUUUAGCCCCGUAGGAUCAAAGGAUAAUGAUGAGUUGGCUUUGUUGGCGAAAAUCAGCAACAGAAGCAAGGGUCUUACUUGGGUAUACAAUCCUGUGGUGUAUUGCGCACCCAGAAGUGAUGAAGAUGUUGUGUGGUUAAGCUACUGGCCAAUUGGAAACAUGUUAGGUGUUGGUGAUGAAGUCAAUGUGGAUAUACAUGUGCAGAUUGGAACGAUGAUAGUAAGUGGUUGUGGUGCCAGCCUUGUUUAUGCGGAUAGUGAAGUAGAUCAAGAAGAUAAUUGUGAGAAUAACUUGAUGAAAGAGAAAGAAGUGAUUGGAGGAGACCUGUCUGAAUUCGAGGUGACCACAGGAGGCUACUAUCUUUGCCGCCGUGAUUUAUUUGGUUCAGAGACCUCGUCUUGGUUGGAACGGUUGUUUGGUGAUAACGUUUAUUAUACAGAUUCGCAUGGAUGGAGAAAAACUCGACAGACAAUGUCAUUAUAUCAGCCACACAAUUCCAAUGAAGUUGAAGUUGUGUUGGGAGUUAGCUUUAAUAGUGAAAGUGAAAUAGGCAAGAUUGAGAAAGCAGUAUCUAGUGUUAUGGGCGUUGAAUCUAUUUCCACUCGUAAAGAAGUAGGAAGAAUAACUGUGGCUGGGCGUUUUGAUCGUGAAGAGAUGGCAACCAGAGUAAGGGAAUUUGGAAAGAGGGUUAACAUCUUAUAUCUUGAUAAUGUUAAUUAA